This is a messenger RNA of Oppia nitens, 2847 nucleotides long. RefSeq lists its product as uncharacterized. The record is from RefSeq and is a predicted model, not a curated record. Gene Ontology annotation, cellular component: nucleus; cytoplasm. The transcript is spliced from 3 exons. NCBI's taxonomy places the organism in Eukaryota, Metazoa, Arthropoda, Arachnida, Sarcoptiformes, Oppiidae. Bases 126 to 2699 code for a protein of 857 amino acids. Gene Ontology annotation, molecular function: protein serine/threonine phosphatase activity; calcium ion binding.
UUUAAACGGUUUUUUUCAUCUCAUAAAUUGAUUUUUGUUUUCAAUUGAUUUUCAAAGAGUUUAUUAUCUUUUAGUUGAUAUUUUAAUAUAAAAAAACAGACAUUUAAAAAAUAUACCGAAACCCAAUGUCGGACAAUGACAAGUCGUCCGAUGAUAAAAUUGAGCGAAAAAAAUCAAGCGACGGAAAUGGCGGCGAAGAAAAGAUUACAAAAGUCAAGUCGUCCGCAUCGGUUGAGUCGCAGUCGUCGAAACGCAGUCUCGGAAUGGGACCGUCGCUGCGGAUGGCGUCCACCGAUAUCCGCGAGAUUACCAAAGAAAGUCAAAGUGUGAGCCAAGCGGGUCGACUGACAGCAGAGGGCGGUUCGCCGCCCGGCGAAGCCGUCUUCGACACUCUUGCCUACAUUAUCUACUGUCCCGACCAUCAAAAAAUAGCGAUCAGCCGUUCGGAUAAAGAUAAGCCCUCGUGGCUGCCGUUCAUUGCCUGUCCCAACAACAAGACCUGGAAGGAUGCCUCAAUUGACGGCGUGUCCAUCAUAUUUAACCGACAGGACGCCGAGUUGGACGCCAAAUUGGGCACAAAAAUACCGACAAAAGACGAGCGCUGUUUGCAAGUGUUUCGCACCCAAAUGCCGGACAAACGAUUCAAAACAUUAGUCGUUUGGUUUGUCGCUCUCGGCAAUGAAGACAAAGGCAAGAAGGAUAAAUCCGGUGGCCGCCACAGAAGCGGUACCAAAAGCAACAAAGAGGUCAAAUCGGAACCAUUCAAGUGCUGUCAACCAACCAAACGUAUUCAUUGGAUUCCCGUUAGCGAAGCCAUUGCCGGCAAAAUAGAUAAAGUCUGGGGACCAGAGGUCCAGAACUUUGCCAAAAUUGCCAAACAGGAUAAGCCGACCGAUCUAUCGGAAGAAAGUCUGGACAGAGCCAUGUUCUAUGUGCCCAAAGAUCAGCCCCGUAACGUUGAACAGGCUCUGGUCAAGGGUGCCGGCAUCGGCAACAAAGAGGCUCAAGUGAUCUACGAAGACUUCAUCCAACACUGUUUUCCUUCGCUGUCCAUGUCGUUUGAUUCGUUCAAAGACUAUAUGAUCAAAUAUCUUGAAGACUAUACCGCCGAUGACGAUCGCUUUCCAUUGCUGUACAAUGCGUUCAAUUACAACAAAAACAAUUGUCUCGACUUUCACGAAAUGUUGUUGGGUGUGGCCUCGAUGGAGCCGUCGGCGCCCAAUGCCGAAGCGCGGCUUAAGUUUGUCUUUCGUUACUACGACACCAACAACGACGGCAAACUGUCGUCAGACGAGUUCAAAAAGUUAGUCAAAGCCAUGAGCGUUGGCUCCGACGAGAACUCUAUCAACAACAAAGUUCGCGAGGCGUGGACAGCGAUGGGCGCAACCGAUACGGUCGAUGUGGUCGCCUUUUGCAAAGCAGUUAGCGAACAAAAAUUUCGCGGAACCUCUGCCCUGUGUCGGGUAACAAAACCGAUUGUACCGCAGAUUACUCAGUCGCAGACCACUCUGGUCGAGAAGAAGGCAACCGUCAAGAAGAAGGCCGGCUUUCUGAUGCAGAACCGACGCAAUCGUGGUGUCUGUUUUGCCUGCAGAGGCAAAAAAUACGACUACGGCUUGCAUUCAAUCAAAUUGGACACAACCGGCAGUUGCGUUGAACCGCGAAGAAUAUUUGAACCUGAGGCCAGUGAUAAUAAAGUGAUUUCCGAACAAAGAUAUUCAAUUGAUUUUACAUUCAAUACGCGCUCCAUUGCCAACAUCUUUGUGGAUCUAAUGCGCGACUUUAGCCGCAAAAAAGACAAAGACAAAGGUUUCUUGUUUAACGACAGGGAAACACUCAUCAACUAUUUGGAAGCGCUUAGCUCUGAUCUGAUCGGUUUGUUUGGCUCAGAGGACAGGUGUAUUAAAUUGAAUUCGCCGGCCUUUGUUUUCGGCAACAUUUUCGGCAGUCUUGACGAUCUGUUGACAUUUGAGAACGACUUGUGGCAAUCGUUUCCAGUUAUUUCGGCUCACUAUCUGUUUCUCGGCAAUGUUGUCGACAAAGGCAAAUGGAGUCUCGAGUGCGCCAUAUAUUUGUUUGCACUGAAAAUGCUGGCGCCGACCAAAUUCAUACUAUUACGGGGCAAACAUGAAAGCCGAGAGUAUCAGCAAAAGAGAGGCACUUUCCUCAAGGACUGUACCACCAAAUAUGGCGACAAAGCCGGCCAAAAGAUCUGGGAACUGAUGAACUCGAUGUUCGAUAGGAUGCCGUUGUGUACAAUAAUAGACGAAUCCAUAUUCUGCGCGCCGAGCGGUGUGUCGCCGAAAGUGACCAAAUUGGACAACAUUAACAGCGUGACCAACGAUCUCAAGAAUCCGGCCACCGAUGAGAUCGCAUGGGGUCUAAUGGCCGGCGAAGUCAAAGAAGACGUUAUCAAAGGUUUUCUCGCAAAGUUCGAGUUCUCGCAUAUGAUUCGGUCGAAUAAAUUGUCAGAUAAUCGGACAAAACUCGGCUAUGAAAUCCAAUUUGGCGGCAAAUGUCUGUCCAUUACAUCAAACAGCAAUAUGGGUACCGAAUCGGUGGCCGUUUUUGUCGACAGCGAUAAGAUUCGCAUCAUAUGUCUCGAGACGACCAAUGCCAAAGGUAACGGUAGCGGUGCCGCCGCCGCCGACAAUGCGAACCUCAAAAAACAAUCGUCCAAAAAGACAGCCACCAAAUGAUUGUCUCAACAUUUUCAUUGAUAGACAGACAACAACUGAUUGAAUACAUUUUGUUUUUAUUGAAAAAAAACUAAUAAUAAUUAACCACAAAAUAGACUAUUAAUUUAUUGUAGUUUUUCAAUAUUAUUUAUUUUACAAAAAUAACAAA